Molecule: messenger RNA, 1238 nt
Organism: Heterotrigona itama
Lineage: Eukaryota; Metazoa; Arthropoda; Insecta; Hymenoptera; Apidae
Source: the annotation of a GenBank genome assembly
AUGGUUGUUCCUCUGAAAAGCGAAACCCCUAUUGAAAAUAUCUCUCUCCUCGAAAUAUACAUAAAACAGGAAAAUAGUAAUCGUUUCAUUCGCGAUGUUUAUAAAAAUAAAAUUUAAAUGGUAUUCUUCUAAUGUAAUGAUUAAAUGCUUCUUUAUUAACAUUGCUGAGUCUUUAUAGCUCAUAAUUGUUUUUAUAGUGUGGUCUAGCAGGUCCUCAUUUAGACUGAGCAAAUUCGGAAUAGAUAAAGAUAAAAAUUAAAUGCUUUUUUAAAAAUACAAGAAACAAACUUGAUGAAAUUGAUUGGUGAUCUAAACACGAGAUUUGCCGAGAUGAAAUCGUCGUUCAGGCAGAAUAAAUUGUUUCUAAUUAUUUAACUUUAUGAUAUCCGUGAAAAGUUCCUAAAUUUGUAACAUUUACGCCAACCGUGCUUACAUGUAUUUUUAUAAAUAAAUAUCAUAGAAAUGUGAAAUGCUCGGAGAUGAUAAAUCAAUCGUCGAAACGAUAUAUUAUAUAUACGUGUAAGGAAUUUAAUGAUAUAUUAUAUAUACGUGUAAGGAAUCACGUGAAGUACGUAACGAUACUACAAACACAAUUAUUAUUAGUUCAAUAGUUAUUAUUAUUAGGAUAGCAAGGUAUCGAAAGAUACUUGAAAAAAUACCAACAAAGCAAGCCACGCGGCUUCCGAUCAACGAUUUUCUAAACGAUCACCGAUUAAUUUUCAGACAUCCCGAAGGCGGAAAGCAGUCCGACGAAAGUAGAGUCGCAGGAAGCCUCGCAGAAGAGAUCGCAGGAGGCUGGUUCGAAGAACUCGAGCGAGAGCGGCAAGCAGGAGGCAAAGGAAGAGGGAAAGGACGGGGACAAAGAGAGGGAAGAGGCCGCGACCAGGAUACAAGCGGCUUUCCGCGGCCAUCACGCCAGGAAGAGUAUGAAAGAGACUGAAUCCUCGACAAAGCAGACGGGGACCAAAUCAAACUCAGAGCCAACCAAAGAACAACUUCAGCAGGAGUUCCGCGCCGACGACAAGGGUGAGUGUGUCACGUGCCAGCCCUCGAAAUCGUUCCCAAAAGGGAAGCCUUUAAUUUUAGACUCUCCUCCCUCUCCCCCUCCUCCUUCUUCUCUGCCAAUCUCGUCUAGAACGUCGUCUGCGUUUCUCCUCGACGAGCGAAAGAAUUUCGAGAGCCUGCUUCCCGAGAGCCGACGUUCUUUGUCCUUUGUAGCGUGUCCACCUGUUCUGUAA